GACGGCAAUCAGCUUAAGAUGUACACAGCUGCCCAUUAAUCUACUGGAAGCAUAAAGUAGACUUGCUUUGAAUUGACCUCCUUUUUCAUGCACAAAAUCUCUAAAUGCACUAGAAAGUGCUCUUAUGGUUUUUUUUCCUUCCCAUUCAGUUGCAUGAAACUUAAUUAGGAAACCAAUGUUCCAACAGUAUUUUUAAGAUUUCCUUAGCAGGACUCAUCUCUGAGUCCUAAUUAUGUUGAGUAGGCUGUGGAAAUAUAAAACCAUGUGUAACGUAGUUGCGUGCUGUGUGGAAACAAGUGGGCUUGUCAGGAUUCCAGCAUGGUGUGUUGUUAGAGGUUAUUCAGUUCCGUGUGUGAAUAGCCCCAUUACAAACUCAAUGCAAAGCCUAGUCAGAGUCUGUGAUUUCAUGUCACUUUAAGCUGCUGAUUUUUUUCUAGGUUAAUCUUCAGUUGGACCUCUUCCUUCAUCUGGCUUGCAGUAUGGCCACAUGCACUCCAAGUGUGAAUUUUAUUUUGGCUGAAACUUAAAAAUUCUUAAAGAACUGGAAAAUUCUUCUAGUUUGAGUAGUGAGGAACAAAUUAUUCUUCUACGGUAGAGCUUGGUGAUUUUACAGUGCAGAUUAAAUAAUGAACUGUCCAUGAUAAUAAGAUCUGGGUCAGCAAGCGAGAACUGUAAACAAUGCAGAGAACACCAACUCAGACGUCAGCCGUACAGACUUGAAAAAGCACAAAACUUAACUUUGUCAACAGCAACCUAGUGCCAAUAUGGCCAAUAGAUGAGAAGCUCUUAACGCUCGAUUAUUUGGACUUCAUGGGGCACUCUUCGAUUGCUGAUUGAUCCUGCGUUACACUUGUGACGGUCAGCUCAAGAGAUCUACCUAGAAGUUAAGUGCUGAGUUGAGCUCUGGGAUUUGGGAAGUGUGAAGAAGUCUGGUCCCUGAAAGAGGUGGGAUGAUAAACUCUGGAGAGAGCAACAACUGAGCAGCUGCUCUCAGACCCCAUUAGUAGGUUGGAUUGCCUGCAAGUGUAAUAGUGGUCACUGAGAGAGGCCGACUCAAAAGGUGAAUUGAUGCCUUCCAGUCCUUGGUUCCAAGUAAUCCACAUUGUGCUAUUUCCCAUCUAGAAAUUCUAAAAAGAGUACUUCUCUACAGAAAUGCCUAUAGAAAAUUCAGGCCUUGACCGGUACAGUUUCUAAAACAGGCCUUUUGUCUUCCAUGUAAGAGUAAAGCCAGUGCCCUCAACUUGGUGCCAGGGGUGCUGUCAUUUUGUCUCUUACAUACGCACACAUACACAAGCUGGUGCAGAAAACGUACGGCUCUUGUACUCAUUGCCUAAUCAAUAGCUGUGUAUUCCACUUUUUUAAAGGAAAGUUCUGUCAGUAGUGGGUUGAUUGUCUGUCUCUUUAGAACUGCUGCGUACAACAGUUCAAGAGUGAGGGUUACACUCCAGAGCUUAAGGAAAGCCCUCUAGGAAUCAGAAGUGGAGGGUUCUUCAUGUUACAGUAGAAUAUUUUAGAAGUGUUCAGAGGGGGACAUUGCCCCUGAGCCGCCUUUAAAGGGUAUAUAGAUAGGUUCAACCACUUUUGAGCAAAUUACUGCUUGGAAGGUUUACUCUUAUCCUUUCUCUUGGAUCAUGCUUUGGAUCCUUUGGUGUUAAGUCUGACUCAUUUGAUUGUGGUGAUCCAAGACGUUCAAGUCACCCAGAUGUUCCUUGUUAUUCAUCCGUCUGGAGAGCACCAUUCUGUAUCAUGCACUGCAAAAGGAAACAUAUGCCCAUACCUUCUUCAUCAAUUUAAGUUAACGCAUCAAACUAGCUAAAGUACUACACAGAGGACCAGAGCAUCACCCAAAAAAAUUUUGUUCAAAUUUGGUGGAUUAAUUUUAAGUGUGUGUACUCUGAGAUGUAUUUGAUGCCUGUUGGUGGAAAGGGAAUUGUUAAGCAAAUUUGCUUGUAGAGAUCCUAUGAGGUACAUAUUUUAAGGCUACAUUUUUUUGGAUUAGCUAUUACAGUCAUGGCUUAAGCUGCCUAAAAUAACUCACCGCUGAUCCAGGAGCCAUGUAGCUGUGUCCACUUGGUGUUGAAUCUGUGGUAAUAUGCUUUGCCUUUGUGAACGCAACCUGUUCAGACAUCGUCUACCUGGUGGUAUGAUUUCAACAUUUGACUCUUAUAAAAAAGGUUUAAAAAUUAACGUACCUGCUUCACAAACCAUGCAAUCUCUAGUAACCAUUGGCUUUUCCCAAGAUGACACUGUAUGAAAAUCAGGUAUCGUAAUAUGCAAAACUCCAUUAAUUCCUUUCCUGAUCUUCCUCCUUGCUAAUUAUCUCUUUUGUUAGUGUGCUGCCCUAGAAAAAAGUCUGAAAUUGUUUCCUGUUUGGUUUCUAAAAUGUUGACAGUACUCAAUGCUUUGUAUCAUGAAUUCCAGGCACACAGAAAUGCUCUUAAUAGUUAUCAUGAUUAAUGGGUAAAGUUAAUAAUUAAUGUUAGUUUGACAUCCCUGUGAGUCAUGAAUGUCCUAUUCUCAAUUUGUAUGUGGGAAAUUGAGACUAGCUCUGCCAAAGGACCUGGGAACAUCAAGAGUUAGGAGCUCCAGUAUCUAAUUUCAGUCUCUUCCCGGAGUCCAGAUUUUGGGAUUAGGCGUGUCAGUUUCCUCUCCAGCGGGCGGUGCCCCGGGGCAGGAUCCAAGGCAGCCAGAAAGCUGAUGAGCGCUGCCAAAGUGAGCUACUACAAGAUGUUUUACCCAAGUGCGGCAUUCCUCUCCACCCUCGCUUCUGAAGCUUUGUACAGCAGAGCGUCAGGCUUGAGGGGCUGGAAAGAGGGAGCAAGAGAAAAUGUAGCUUUGUAGUUUAUGGAUUUGGGAGGAGAUGGGGUUCUCCUCCCUAUUCUAAAACCUAAAUACCUGAAGGGCGGGUGUCAAGAGGAUGGGGCCAGACUCUUUUCAGUGGUGCCCAACGACAGGCCAAGGGGCAAUGGGCACAAGUUGGAACACAGGAAGUUGCACCUAAACGUGAGAAGAAACUGCUUUCCUGUGAGGGUGCCAGCGCAGUGGCACAGGCUGCCCAGGGAGGGUGUGGAGUCUCCUUCUCUGGAGAUAUUCAAAAUCUGCCUGGACACGUUUCUGUGUCCCCUGCUCUAGGUGUGCCUGCUCAAGCAGGGGGGUUGGAUGAGAUGAUCUCCAGAGGUCCCUUCCAACCCCUACUGUUCUGUGAUUCCCAAUGCUUUGUGUAUUUUUCACACUUACUACAAAAUAUUAAAUUGAUUAUUUUUCUCCCCUCUCCCUGUUCAAUAUGAAACACCAAGGCAGUCUCAGGAACAUGAGGCUGAUCCAGCUGUGUUCCUACAGGUGCUCAGGGCCAUUCUCUUUUCCUCCCGCCAACUUCCCCUGUGGCUCUGGUGUUCUCUGCUGUGCGGUAACACAACCUCAACAGGCUGAAGAAUGAAUGUACGUGCAUCCAGUCUCAGUGAGGGACAUAAGUGCUUUCCACAAAAGGUCCCUUUAUGUGGCAAUGCCUUGGACAAGUGCACUGGUUUACAGCCCUGGCCCGUUCAAUGUAUGUGAGCACAACCUUGUUUCCAUAGAGGUUGCCUGAUUCUGGCAUUCGCUCUAAAAGGUCUCCUGGGGCAGCUGAGGAGAGCCAUCGCCAUGAUCCCUACACUGCUCUUGCUGAGCCUUACAGCCCUUGUUGCUCCAUCCAUGAGUUACAGUUGCUAUGGUGAUAUAAGUGCUCUUCAAGCCCCCACGGUCUCCUGUACAUCUGUAAGAGCCCCAGAGUGUGCACGACUUGCCAUGGUACAGAGGACUGCUGAGGCAGACAUGGUACGCCUGAGGAAAUAUGAGAUCCCAAUUAAGAGAGUAGCCAGAAACCUGUGCUUGGACCCGGCACUCAUUGCUGCCGUCAUCUCGCAGGAAAGCCGUGCCGGCCUGCUCCUGGACAACGGCUGGGACCGGGAUCAGCAGAAGUAUGGCUUGAUGCAGAUUAACAGGCAGCAAUACCAGCGUUCUGGAGUGUGGGAUAGUGAAGAUCACAUAAACCAGGGCUCAACUAUCCUGGUUCUUUCAAUUAAUGAAGUACAGGCAAGACAUCCUACCUGGACCUUGGACCGGCAGCUGAGAGGGGGACUUUGCACCUACCAUGCAAAAACGGGCAACCUCCAGGUCUACGAGGAAGACCCAUGUGACAGAGACGACUACUACGCCAACAGUGUGAUUAGGCGAGCCCAUUACUUUAAGAGUCAUGGGUUCUAGCUCAUAAACACACCCUGCCACCAAGCCUCUCCUCUACACAGGCUAACCCAGUAGUGAUCGUAGUACCCAGAGCAGUUCCUCAGGGUUCCUGGCAGGACUGAUGCUGGUGGCACUGGCACCACAACCACCUCAGUCGCUCCAGCAGUCCCCAGCUCCCCGCUCACCAAUGGGCAAGCUCAACAGUGCCUUCCAGGGGACCCGCAGGUAUGAGAAACCACAAGCCUGGGGCAGAUGGGGACAGACCAGCAAUGUUUAAGUGUCAGGUGAGGAAGGUGCUUCUUCCUGUUUGAAGCUGAACUCAGGGCUGCUUGUACAUCCCCCAGGUGCAGGCAUGCAAGCAGCUCUCCCUGGGAAUUGGCUGUGCUCUUACUAUCUCCUUCACCCACCUUCCCUCUCCCCAGCCAAUACGAGGGAGAAGCCCCCGAGUUGAAAUCUUCCUUCCCCUUGAUGGUGCUACCUACUAGGCAAUGAAGAGACUUCUUGACGAGCCUCUGGCCUCUGCAUGUUUCUGCACUAGCUGUGUAUUCCCAUGGCCAGCCUUGUGGGGGACAAUGCUAAGCACAUUUCUGUUAGUCUCCUAAACCAUGGAGCCCAUGGCCACAGUGGGGCUGGAGACCUCUUCAGGGUGAAAAGCAGCCUCACACAAAGGGAAAACCUCUAAAUGAGAAGUACUACAAGUGUCACAGCAGGCAGGCAAAACACCUUUCCAUUAGACAACAGCCCUUUGAGCAGGAGCCAGCCCUGUAUGUACCCUCCCCAGGAACCAUAUUACAAUAGGGUUCAUAAAAAAGACCCACAACUUUUCCUGCUUUAUCUUUGGCACCUUUAUGCUGGGUUUCCUCGGAGUUUAAAAGUGUUUCAGCAUCUGUCCCUUUGCCAGAAAUACCAACUUCUAAUGAGGAGAGAAUUAGCUCUGGGUUUAUAAGCUCUGUUUGAAAGUGUUCUUCAAUGUGGAUGGGUCUGGGUGCAAAUUUAGGUUUACUGAGAAUAAGAGAGAAAAUAAAGAUAAAUGUUGAAUCCCAAUCUUUUUUUUUUUUUUUUUUAAUUUCCUGGGGCCCAGUGGGUGGCAACCUGGAACUUGAGUGAAUAACCCAAUUUAGUCCUUUUGGAAUGGGUCUAAACCUCAAUUUUGAGCACAGGGAGAGGAAAAUGGUGCUGUAGACUGGGGUGGGUGAGAAAAGCAGGGCUGGGUAGCAGGGCACUAGGCAGCCUGAGCCUGGCUGCUGCACCCAAACCUGUGAACAGGGGAAUAAGGGCAUUCAUGUUUAGCCUUUUGAAUAACCUUUUUGGAGGCGUCAGGGCACCUUUCUGCUGGGUGUCACCAUUGCCAAUGCAGAAGUGAUGUGCCUGGCAGUCCCUGCCUGGCAGCACGGGGCUGUGCUCCACAUGUUCCUGGAUUGUCAGGCAGGGUCAAUGCAGGCAGUGUGAGAGCUGAUUUGGAGUUAGUUUUUGCAAGAGGAGCAAUUUUAAUGCUGCGCUCCUUGUCUUGCCAGUCACUCAUCUGCUUACCGAUAUGGCAAGGACUGUGCGUGAUUGAAGUAUUUGCAAUCAAACACAUUUUGUCAUCUCUGGAGACCAGAGGGAGCUCUAGGAUAUCUCUACUGUUACUGAUUUUUUUUUUUAAGACUACAGAAAACAGUUCAUUGUUGAGCAACCAGAGGUAUUAAACUAUAUAUUAUUUAGUCUCCAGUGAAUCCUGCACUUUAUUAAGAUAAUUUUAGUAAGAUCAUUACUUUGUAAUACACACUUGUGAAACAUAUCACACGGUUUGAUUGCCUUUACUUGAAAUAACUUACGUAAAAUCCAUACGUUGAAGUCUUUGCUGCAUUAUGUUAUAUAUAAACCCCUCUGUUACACAAACCUCUAUGUAAAACCUAUGAAUGCAUUUUUGGUUUUGGGCAUGGAAUCUCAUCACUGCCUAUGUGUAUAAAGUUGUUUUUUGAGUUUGGAGGAUGAACAAGAGAACAGCUUGAACAAAGAGAACUUUCUUUGGUU
Phalacrocorax carbo (great cormorant) is the source of this 6237-nucleotide messenger RNA. NCBI's taxonomy places the organism in Eukaryota, Metazoa, Chordata, Aves, Suliformes, Phalacrocoracidae. The record is from RefSeq and is a predicted model, not a curated record.